Messenger RNA from Panicum virgatum (switchgrass), 1043 nucleotides. RefSeq names its product receptor homology region, transmembrane domain- and RING domain-containing protein 1-like. Gene Ontology annotation, molecular function: ubiquitin protein ligase activity. The record is from RefSeq and is a predicted model, not a curated record. NCBI's taxonomy places the organism in Eukaryota, Viridiplantae, Streptophyta, Magnoliopsida, Poales, Poaceae. The coding region runs from base 19 to 555 and encodes 178 amino acids. Gene Ontology annotation, biological process: protein ubiquitination. The transcript has a single exon.
AGAAGGCACCACCACCACAUGGCCGACGACGACGACGUCAACCUCGGGCAGGGGCAGGCCGUCGCCGUCGUGGCCGUGGGCAGCGUCUCCAUGCUCGUCGGCGUCGGCGUGAGCUUCUGGGCCAUGGAGGCCUACGGCAGCGGCCGGCUGGCGCGAGGCUGGCGGUGGCUCCGGGUCAGGGCGCUCGGCGGCGUGACGACCCUGCAGCGGGAGCUGAGCUACAACUGUGCCAUGUGCCAGUACAGCUUGGCCGCCCACGAGGAGGUCGGCCCCCUCUCCUGCAACCACGUGUUCCACUACCGCGAGAGCGACAAGUGCAGGAACGUCAUCGACCGGUGGCUUGUCCAGGAGAGCAUGAUCUGCCCCAUCUGCCGCAGGAUUCCUCUCCCCGUGCUGCCGUGGAAGGCGCGGCCGCCGUUGUCGCCGACGCCGGCGCCGGCGCCGUCGCGUUCAGCGGAACCACCAAUAAUGCCUGUGUCGGAGGAGCCACCGGCGCCGAUAUCGUCCCGGGGAUCGGAGUCGGAGCAGCCGUCGCCGGGGUUGGAGGAUCCAUAACUGCAGUCAUCGCAGUAGACACACAUGAUCGGGCUACCAUACAACGGCCAGUCUCCGACGGGACACUCUGGACAAGCCCUUGGAGAGGUUCGUUGAAGGAUUCUCUCGUUACUCUUGUUCUGCAUUCUUUUGAAACUGAUCGAAUCCUGCGUGUGUGAGCAUCUCCAAGAGUUUUUCCAAAAUCUACUCUCUAAAUUAUCAUUUGGAGAGUCAUUUAAAUGAAAAUCAUUUUUCGUAUCUUUGUCUUUUCUAACAGCUCUUCUAUAUCUUAUUUGUAGUCUAGAGAGCCAUCCGUACUUUCCAUCUUUGACUAACAUGAAAUCCGGAAUAGAGGGUAUCUAUCUUUGGAUAUUCAUUUGAAGAGCCUGUUGGAGGCAAAUUUUUAAUCAAAAACUCUAUUUCUAUAAAUUAGAGAAGAUAUAAAAAGUCUUUUGGAGAUGCUCUGAAUAUGUCAUGGAAUCCUUGCUGCCCAUGUGGUCUUUUGAAAC